AUGAGAAGUGUGGUUACAUGGAGCAACCCAGAUGUUGUAACUGUGGUGGAAAUCAUAAGUGUGGCUUAUGGUGGCUGUGAAGUACUGAAAAGGGAAAAAGAAAUACAACAGGUGAGGAUUCAGGGUAAGGUAACGUAUGCAGAGGCUGUGAGGAUAGUAAGUCAGAGAGGAGGAAAUGGAAAAAGAAGCAGUCCAGGUAAACAACUCGAUAAGGAUUCAGAUCAGGCAAAUGAAGAGAAGGUGAUGGUUGACAUUAAGAAACUAGUCACGUUCAUCAGUCCAGCAUCUAGAUAUCAGAGGACUGACAUGGGAGGAGAUGGCUGUUUUCUCACACUGGAUCCAAACACAGCAAACGCUGAACUCAGUCUGUCUGAGGAGAACAGAAAGGUGACAGAUAUGAGAGAGAGACAGUCGUAUCCUCGUCAUCCAGACAGAUUUGAUGAUGUGUGGCAGGUGUUGUGUAGAGAGAGUGUGUGUGGACGCUGUUACUGGGAGAUUGAGUGGAGUGGAGUUGUUGUGUAUAUAUCAGUGUCAUAUAAGAGCAUCAGCAGGAAGGGAUGGGGUGUUGAGAGUGUGUUUGGAUCUAAUGAUCAGUCCUGGUGUUUGUUCUGCUCUUCCUCCAGUUACUCAUUCAGACACAAUGACAUAGAGACUGCUCUCUCUGUGAAGCCCAUCAGCAGCAGGAGAAUAGGAGUGUUUGUGGAUCACAGUGCAGGAACUCUGUCCUUCUACAGCGUCUCUCACACAAUGAGCCUCAUCCACACAGUCCAGACCACAUUCACUCAGCCGCUCUGUGCUGGGGUUUAUGUUUAUAAAUCAUCAGUGAAACUGUGUUGA
Molecule: messenger RNA, 837 nt
Organism: Sinocyclocheilus grahami
Lineage: Eukaryota; Metazoa; Chordata; Actinopteri; Cypriniformes; Cyprinidae
Product: stonustoxin subunit alpha-like
Exons: 2
Coding region: 1-837 (278 amino acids)
Molecular function (GO): protein binding
Source: RefSeq, a predicted model, not a curated record